UUCUAAAAUUCUCAAUGUACCAGCUUGGCCAAACCCAAUUUGGCCUCAGCUUCUCUUGCUCUUUCUAGCAUAAUAUUUGGACACCGGCCCAGGAAACAGCCACUUCUUGAUCAGAUCUUCCUUGCAACCACAAGAAAGAUCCGCUUGCCCAGCCCAAAUCAGUCCCUUCGAAGGCCUUGAUCGAUGCCCUGUCCGCAAUGAUACCAGCUUUCUUGGCCUUCUCAUAUUCUUCUCACCACUUCCCAUCUCUGAUCAAUUUUUCCAAGUCUGCGCCGACCACAGGUCAAAAGUCUUCCCUGCAAGCUGUCCAGUCUUUAUUUGGCCGUGUUCUAAAAGCUCCAUUACCCGCCCCUCAAAACUAAAAACUCUCCUACCCCUGAUUCCGUUCAGCACUCCGGGAAAAGAAAUCUUGGCAAAAUUUCGAAUAGUGUUUUCUUCUUCCAAGACCCUUUGAUCUUGUGCUACUCCUUUAACACAUCUCUCUCUCAAAACUGAAGAGCAGAAUAAGCUCCUCUAGAGGCAUGGAAUCACAAUGGUUGAUGGGAGAACAGAGUAGCAGAUCAGAUAGAAGGACUGCAAAUAUUUCUGCACGAACUUUUUCUUUAGAGGAGCUGACUUUGGCUACUGGUAAUUUCUCUCCUGAUUCAAUUUUACAUGAAGGAAGUUACUUUAGAGUUUACAAAGGGAUCCUUCACGAGAAUUGCCAGCCUGUGGCCGUGAAGCAGCUAGACAUGAACUAUUCACGCAGCAACAGAGACUUCCUUGUCGAAGUCCUGAUCCUUAGCCUUCUUCACCAUCAAAAUCUCGUAUCUGUAGUUGGGUACUGCUCUGAAGGAAGCCAUAGGCUCAUAGUCUAUGAGUUUGCUCAACUGGGUUACCUAGAGGACCACUUGUUCGGUGUUGAGAGAUGCCAGAAACCACUGGAUUGGAGUACUAGAAUCAAAAUAGCUAUAGGUGUUGCUCAGGGUUUGGAGUAUUUGCAUAACAAGGCCGAACCACCUGUCAUACACCGUGAUCUGAGACCGUCAAACAUUCUCCUGGAUGAGGAUUUUAAUCCGAAACUCUCUAAUUUUGGGCUUGCCAAGCUGGGGCCUGCCGGGGAUAAAUUUCAUGUCUCCACAGAGGUGGUGGGGACUUGGGGUUAUAUUGCACCAGAGUAUGCAAGAACUGGACAGGUAUCAGUAAAGUCGGAUGUUUACAGCUUUGGAGUAGUUCUGCUUGAGCUCAUCAUGGGCAGAAGAGCUUGUGUCAUUCUUGAGACGAACGAGGAACAUAGUCUAGCUUCUUGGGUUCAAACAAUGCGCAAAGACCCGAACAGGUUGCCAGGCAUGGCGGAUCCACAACUUCAAGGAAACUAUCCAAUGACAGGUCUGGAUCGAGUCGCCUCGAUCACCGCCAUGUGUCUCCAGGAGGAGGUUGAUCGUCCAUUAAUUGGCGAUGUUGUCGCUGCUCUCAGCUCCAUUGUAGUGUCUUCAACUGAAGUCCAUGGUGCCACAACUGCUUCAGUGACUUCUUCGCUCUGUCAUUGAUUAGCAUGUGAAGGCAGCACAAAAGAAAACAAAACUUGUUGCCAAGGGGAUUGGAUUGCUGAAUAUGGACUGCCUGGUGUGUGGAAAGAAAAAGCUUUUUCCUACUUUCUACAGUGCAUAUUUUUGUAUGUUAAUGGUCUGAUAUGUUGCAUGUCCCAUAUAUAACUAAAUCUAUGAUUACCUCUAAGGAUGAUACCCUUUUGUUUUUGGGAGAAAAUGAGGAUGAUAUCUUGUCA
Messenger RNA from Elaeis guineensis (African oil palm), 1765 nucleotides. Its product is annotated as probable serine/threonine-protein kinase PBL23. Gene Ontology annotation, molecular function: protein tyrosine kinase activity; ATP binding. The record is from RefSeq and is a predicted model, not a curated record. NCBI's taxonomy places the organism in Eukaryota, Viridiplantae, Streptophyta, Magnoliopsida, Arecales, Arecaceae. Gene Ontology annotation, biological process: protein phosphorylation.